This is a messenger RNA of Myotis daubentonii (Daubenton's bat), 2870 nucleotides long. RefSeq names its product leiomodin 1 (gene LMOD1). Gene Ontology annotation, biological process: actin filament organization; myofibril assembly; pointed-end actin filament capping. Gene Ontology annotation, cellular component: striated muscle thin filament; myofibril; cytoskeleton. Gene Ontology annotation, molecular function: tropomyosin binding; actin binding. NCBI's taxonomy places the organism in Eukaryota, Metazoa, Chordata, Mammalia, Chiroptera, Vespertilionidae. The record is from RefSeq and is a predicted model, not a curated record.
CGGCUCGCCGGGCUGGCCUGGCGCAGACCUGCUCCCCAGGCCUCUGCAUUUUUGCAUCUUUUUCUCAUCGCGGGGCGGCUUGUCUUUAAAAGGCUAAAUGCUCAGCACUAAAUUUGGUCACACAGAGCGCGCUCCAAGAUUCCCUGGAAUGUCCUCAAGUUUCAGCCGCUCUGACAGGGAGCUGGGCCCGCCCCUUCGGGGGGGGACUGGCCUCUCCUCCCCGCCCGCCGGCCGGGCAGGCGCUGGGGCUCAUUGGCUGCUGGGCCGACCGCUGGUCCACUCGCCCGCCCGCCCCGUCGGCCGGAGGAGGCUGCUAGCAGCUCCCAGUAAAUCGCCCAGCACCUGCCUCGCGCGCCCGCGGGCAGAGGAGCCCCGUCCUCAAGCAGCUGGGGGGUCGCUCCACGCCCAUCAGCUCCGUCCAGACCCACCUGUCCUGCCCGCAGCGGCCCCCCUCCCCGCCCGGCCACCACCCGCCCCCCCAAGAGGCGCACCCUGUUGCCAAGAUGUCCAAGGUCGCCAAGUACCGCCGGCAGGUGAGCGAGGACCCCGACAUCGACAGCCUGCUGUCCACGCUGUCCCCCGAGGAGAUGGAGGAGCUGGAGAAGGAGCUGGACGUGGCGGACCCCGACAGCAGCGUGCCCGUGGGGCUGCGGCAGCGGAACCAGACGGAGAAGCCGGCCACGGGCAGCUACGACCGCGAGGCCAUGCUCACCUUCUGCGAGAAGGAGACCAAGAAGCUCAUCCAGCGGGAGCUGUCCCAGGACGUGGACGAAAGCAAGCAAGCGGAGACCAAGACAGAUGCCAAGAACGGCGGGGAGAGGGGCCGCGAGGCCGGCAGGAAGGCCCUGGGCCCCAGGCAGGACUCGGACGCGGGGCGGGCGCCCCGGCGGGGGGUCCUGAAGAAGGGCUUCUCUCGAGACAAGGAUGAUGCUGAGGCCAAAGGCGCCCCGCAGCCCAGGGAAGAGAAGCUCAUCCGGGGCAUCGACCGGGGCCGGGUCAGGGCGGCCGUGGACAAGACCGAAGGGGGGGGCAGUGGGCGGGGCGACGGCCAGGCCCCCAGGAAGGAGGAGGAGCCGAGAGGGGGGCCCAGGAGCACUGGCCUGAGCAGAGACAAGGAUGAGAAGCAAGAGGACGGGAAGGGAAAAGGAGGGGGAGAGCACAAGGAGGCUGCACGGAAGGAGGCCCCAGCGAGCCGAGCCAGUGCGGGAGCCAGUGCAGGCCCAGCCACCAGGAAGGAGGCCCCAGCGAGCGGAGCCAGUGCGGGAGCCAGUGCAGGCCCAGCCACCAGGAAGGAGGCCCCAGCGAGCGGAGCCAGUGCGGGAGCCAGUGCAGGCCCAGCCACCAGGAAGGAGGAGGAGAAGGUCAGCCAGGAGGCGCCCCCCAGCCUCAAGGCGCCCGCAGAGGAGAAGCAGAGCGAGGCGGCCCAGAAGCCAGCCCCGGGGGGCCCCGCCAAGCCCCCCGAGGGCCCGGCCCCCGGGGAGGAGGAGGCGGCCCCCAGCAUCUUCGACGAGCCGCUGGAGCGCGUGAGGAGCAACGACCCCAGCAUGACGGAGGUGAACGUCAACAACUCGGACUGCAUCACCCCCGAGAUCCUGGUGCGCUUCGCCGAGGCCCUGGAGUUCAACACGGCCGUGCGGGUGUUCGCCCUGGCCAACACGCGGGCCGACGACCACGUGGCCUUCGCCAUCGCCAUCAUGCUCAAGGCCAACAGGACCAUCACCAGCCUCAACCUGGACUCCAACCACAUCACGGGCAAGGGCAUCCUGGCCAUCUUCCGGGCGCUGCUGCAGAACAGCACGCUCACCGAGCUGCGCUUCCACAACCAGCGCCACAUCUGCGGGGGCAAGACCGAGAUGGAGAUCGCGGGGCUGCUCAAGGACAACACCACGCUGCUCAAGCUGGGCUACCACUUCGAGCUGGCCGGGCCCCGCAUGACCGUCACCAACCUGCUCAGCCGCAACAUGGACCGCCAGCGGCAGCGGCGGCUGCAGGAGAGGAAGGGGCUGCUGGAGGUGCCCAAGGUCAAGGUCGUGGCGCCCGCCAAGGGCUCCCCCAGCCCCUCCCCCCAGCCGUCUCCCAAGGCCUCGCCCAAGAACUCACCCAAGGGAGGGGGGGCUCCGGCCGCCCCGCCCCCACCUCCGCCGCCCCUGGCCCCGCCCCUGGCCCCGCCCCUGGCCCCACCCCUCAUGGUGGAGAACCUGAGGAACUCACUCUCCCCCGCCACCCAGAGGAAGUUGGGGGACAAGGCCCUCCCCCCACAGGAGAAGAACUCCCGCGACCAGCUGCUGGCCGCCAUCCGCUCCAGCAACCUCAAGCAGCUCAAGAAGGUGGAGGUGCCCAAGCUGCUGCAGUAGGGCCAGGCUGUGGGCACCGCCCCGGCCGCCCAGACCCGCCCCCGGCUGGCCUGCUGCGUCCCCUCUGCCCGGGGUCCUGAGGCCGGGCCACGCCCUCUCGUCCGGAUGUUUCUUCUCCGCGGGCCGAUGUUUCUGGGCAAGAAGAGUCCUUCAGGCACCGCUCGGAGGAGAUGGCGCGGGAGCCAGGGAGGAUGUGCACAGGGACCGGUCACGGCCCAGCCCCGCCCUCCAGGGCCAGGAUUCAGCUCUGAGGAGCCCUGGGCAAGGCUGCUGGGCUGGUGUGCAGGGCAGGGCAGACGAUGGGGAUGGAGAGGGACGGGGAUGGGGAUGUCCGCCCCCCUCCCCCCGGACUAACAGAGCCUGGACAGACGGACAGUGCCUGGGGAGGGAGGGACAGGCCGCAGCUGGACCUGAAGGUUUGAUGCCAAAGCAGACGUUUUCCUACACCCACUCGCUAUGUUGUGAAUCGCUGUCUUUCCAUAAGAUUUUGAUAAUAUAUUCCAGCCUUUCGCUGCG